Messenger RNA from Amphibalanus amphitrite, 529 nucleotides. RefSeq names its product peroxiredoxin-2E-1, chloroplastic-like. Gene Ontology annotation, biological process: hydrogen peroxide catabolic process; cellular response to oxidative stress; cell redox homeostasis. Gene Ontology annotation, molecular function: thioredoxin peroxidase activity. Gene Ontology annotation, cellular component: cytoplasm; peroxisome; mitochondrion. Bases 173 to 529 code for a protein of 118 amino acids. The record is from RefSeq and is a predicted model, not a curated record. Lineage: Eukaryota; Metazoa; Arthropoda; Thecostraca; Balanomorpha; Balanidae. The transcript has 4 exons.
AGAUAAGCUUAUAGUAUUUCCUUGAACGAAAAGAAGUGUGGACUUGUUUGUUGUUAUUGUUUAUUUCAAGAUCAGUGCUCGAGCUAAUUUCAGUCAAGGCGUUUGCCCUAAGGCCUGUUGUAGAUUUCAAAUAUUUUAAUUUAUUCAGCUUCACAACAUAACUACGGUGACGAUGCGCGCCCCAUGUCUGCGCUGGAGCCAGUGGGCCGGCCGGCGGCUGGCGCUCUCGCUCACUCCGUCGCCAGCCUCCGCCUGUGUCGGUCGUGCUCCGUCCCGCUCGCUCGCCACAUCAACGCCGCUCGCCAUGAUCAAGGUCGGAGACAAGCUGCCUGAGGCCACCCUCUUCGAGGACUCGCCGGCCAACAGCGUGAAGACCAGUGACCUCUGCAAGGGCAAGCGGGUCAUCCUGAUCGGCGUGCCGGGCGCCUUCACACCGGCAUGCUCCCAGACUCACCUGCCUGACUAUCUAGCGGUGCUGCUGGGCGGCUUGGCGGUGCACGUGUGCCGUGUGAGUGACGUGUGGCUGUAA